Molecule: messenger RNA, 498 nt
Organism: Rhincodon typus (whale shark)
Lineage: Eukaryota; Metazoa; Chordata; Chondrichthyes; Orectolobiformes; Rhincodontidae
Product: oligophrenin-1
Exons: 5
Molecular function (GO): GTPase activator activity
Source: RefSeq, a predicted model, not a curated record
GUGUUGGCAUUCCUACAUGGGCUGCUCACAUUCCAUCAUCUGACCUUUGAACUGACUCAGGAUUUCAUGCCCUAUAAACAGCAGCUUCAGUUAAGCUUGCAGCACACGAGGAAUCACUUCAUGGGCACUCGAGAGGAGAUGGAGGAUCUCAUGAAAAGAAUGAAAGAAGCUCCACAAACCUGCAAGCUACCAGGACAGCCCACCAUUGAAGGCUACCUCUACUCUCAGGAGAAACGUGCUCUGGGAUUCUCCUGGGUGAAAUACUACUGCAAAUAUGUGAAAGACACCAAAAUUCUAACCAUGAUCCCAUGUGAUCCAAAACCUGGGGUGAAGCAAGAAUUCAAGCUGAAAUCCUGCGUUAGAAGGAAAUCGGAAUCCAUCGAUAAGCGAUUCUGCUUUGAUAUAGAGAUGUUUGAAAGGCAAGGCCCUGUCACACUCCAAGCGCUCUCAGAAGCCAACAGAAGCUUAUGGAUUGAAGCAAUGGAUGGCAAAGAACCA